Magnolia sinica is the source of this 1773-nucleotide messenger RNA. RefSeq names its product ATP sulfurylase 1, chloroplastic-like. Lineage: Eukaryota; Viridiplantae; Streptophyta; Magnoliopsida; Magnoliales; Magnoliaceae. Gene Ontology annotation, biological process: sulfate assimilation. The coding region runs from base 146 to 1543 and encodes 465 amino acids. The record is from RefSeq and is a predicted model, not a curated record. Gene Ontology annotation, molecular function: sulfate adenylyltransferase (ATP) activity; adenylylsulfate kinase activity. The transcript has 5 exons.
UAUCCUCUCAAUCCUCAACGCUUUCCUAACCAGAUUUGCUUUCCUCCCUGACAGAAAUCUCUGAACUUCAAUCUCUCCCAAAACAUCCUCCAGAAGAAGAAAAACAAUCAUAAGAAGCUAAAAGAAGAUCAAUUUCUACCCAUUAAUGGCGUCCAUGGCUACCCUUUUCCUCCAAUCUACAAACCCAACUCACCCUUUUCACAAAAGCAACAAAACCCAUCUCCAUUUCAAUCCCAAAUUCUCAGUUCCUAUCCUUUCUGGGAAAAAAAUGAGGAAGCAUCCUCGGAUUUCUUGCGGAUUGAUUGAACCCGACGGUGGAAAGCUCGUUGAGCUCGUCGUUCGGGAGUCGCAGAGGGAUGAGAGGAGGAAGGAGGCUGUGUGGGCCCCACGGAUUGAGCUGUCGCGGAUCGACCUUCAGUGGGUCCAUGUGCUCAGUGAGGGGUGGGCCAGCCCUCUCCGCGGUUUUAUGCGUGAGAACGAGUUCCUCCAAACACUUCAUUUUAAUUCCCUCCGGCUCGAUGAUGGGACGGUCGUUAAUAUGUCGGUGCCUAUCGUGCUGGCAAUCGAUGAUGAGCAGAAGCAGGCGAUCGGGCAGUCCAGAAAGGUCGCUCUCGUGGAUUCCGACGAGAAUCUGGUUGCGAUUUUGAACGACAUUGAGAUCUACAAACACAAUAAAGAAGAACGGAUUGCAAGAACUUGGGGAACAACGGCCCCUGGACUACCAUAUGUUGAGGAGGCCAUUGCCAAUGCAGGAAACUGGCUCAUUGGAGGGGACUUGGAAGUUAUAGAGCCAAUAAAAUACAAUGAUGGUCUUGAUCAGUACCGGCUGUCUCCUGCAGAACUACGUGAAGAAUUCAAGCGGCGUGAUGCAGAUGCCGUUUUUGCUUUUCAGCUUAGAAAUCCUGUACACAAUGGGCAUGCUUUGCUUAUGACUGAUACACGCAGACGUCUACUAGAAAUGGGAUACAAGAAUCCUGUCCUGUUACUUCAUCCAUUGGGAGGCUAUACAAAAGCAGAUGAUGUACCCCUUAGUUGGAGGAUGAAACAACAUGAAAAGGUGCUUGAAGAGGGUGUUCUGAAUCCAGAUACAACAGUCGUUGCAAUUUUCCCAUCUCCCAUGCAUUAUGCAGGCCCAACUGAGGUGCAGUGGCAUGCCAAAUCACGGAUAAAUGCAGGGGCCAACUUCUACAUUGUUGGCAGGGACCCAGCUGGUAUGGCCCACCCUGUUGAGAAACGGGACCUCUACGAUGCUGAUCAUGGGAAGAAGGUUCUCAGCAUGGCUCCCGGACUCGAGAGGCUCAACAUUCUUCCUUUCCGCGUGGCUGCCUAUGACAAGAAGCAGAAGAAGAUGGCUUUCUUCGAUCCCUCCCGGCCUCAAGAUUUUCUGUUCAUUUCAGGCACUAAGAUGCGGACUCUUGCGAAGAAUAGAGAAAACCCACCAGACGGAUUCAUGUGCCCCGGUGGAUGGAAGGUGUUAGUUGAAUACUACGAUAGUCUGGCAGCCUCAGAGAACGAGAAGUUCCGUGAAGCCAUUCCCGCCUAAAGGCCUUGUGUUUUCCAUGUAUUCUGGGUUGCAUAUGGGUCACUUGUGUAUUAGUUUGGACAGUGGAUUUUGCAUUGAUCGAGCUGUUUGCAUAUUUCAAAACUUUGGUUUUGAUCAGCAUAGGUCUGGCAUUAUUGUUGUCUGCCUGUUUCCAUGUUAAUUCAGCCAAGCAUGAAUAAGCAGUCUGUAAAUAGCUCAGUUUUCAUUGCAAUCUCAAAUUCAUUUGGGUA